This is a messenger RNA of Parnassius apollo (apollo), 528 nucleotides long. Lineage: Eukaryota; Metazoa; Arthropoda; Insecta; Lepidoptera; Papilionidae. The record is from the annotation of a GenBank genome assembly.
AUGCAAGUAAAAUUUAAAGAUGUAAAACAACUAAAAGAAGAAAAUGAUUGCCUUAAAUCAACAGUAAAAAACCUCAAUAGUCGCUUAAGCAUAAUGGAGCAGCAUUCAAGAAUGAGCAACCUAGAGAUACAAUGUGUUCCGGAACAUAGGGCCGAAAAUAUACCUAAUAUUAUUACACAAAUAGGGAAGAUUACUGGCACUAAAAUAUCCGAUGCUGAUAUCCAUAAAUGUACAAGAAUCGCCAAGAUUAAUCCAGAAAAUGCACGACCACGGUCUAUUAUUGUGAAGUUUGCUUGUCCAUGGGUUCGUGAUACAUUCUUGGCCGGAGUAAUAAAUUUCAAUAAAAGAAACACCAAUGAAAAACUAAAUACGGAGCUGAAGAAAAUCCACGCCCUUGCCAGAGCGACAGCAAAGAAAUUAAAAUACAAAUUUGUCUGGAUUAAAAAUGGUCGUGUCUUUUUAAGAAAAACCGAUAAUACUGAGCAUAUUGUCGUGCGUAACAUUGAGCAGCUCGAAGAUUUACAAUAG